UUUUUGCUUGCUCUCCUACUGCUCCGGGGGCAUGAAAGGGUUUCGCCGCUGGGAGUAAAAGGAGCUUUCCCCAGGGUGCUCGAGAGAGGAGCACGCGGCCGGGAUCGGGGAUCGCAGUCCACUCUCUGUUUGAAGUUUGUGCCCAGCCCGAGCGAGCGCCGGUUGCCGAGCGCAGGGCAGAGCGAGAGGCCGCGGGACAGGACGGCGAUGCACGCACCGAGGCUCCGUGCGCCGGUGGCGGCGGUGGGGCUGCUGCUGUGCGCGGUCCUGGGGCGCGCCGGCGCGGCCGAGGGCAGUCGGGGCGCCGGCCGCGGACUACUGGGGCAGCCCUCCGGGCUUGCCACGGAGCGCCCCUGCCCUGAUUCCUGCCGCUGUCUUGGGGACCUGCUGGACUGCAGUCGCCAGCGAUUGGCGCGCCUCCCCGAGCCGCUCCCGGCCUGGGUCGCACGGCUGGACCUAAGUCACAACAGAUUAUCUUUCAUUAAGGCCAGUUCCAUGAGCCACCUUCAAAGCCUUCGAGAAGUGAAACUGAACAACAAUGAAUUGGAGACCAUUCCAAAUCUGGGACCAGUCUCAGCAAAUAUUAUCCUUCUUUCCUUGGCUGGAAACAGGAUUGCUGAGAUAGUACCUGAACAUUUGAAACAAUUCCAAUCACUUGAAACUUUGGACCUGAGCAGCAACAGUAUUUCAGAACUUAAAAGUGCACUUCCACCACUACAACUCAAAUAUCUGUAUAUCAACAGCAACCGAGUGACAGCCAUGGAACCCGGAUAUUUUGACAGCUUGGCCAACACACUCCUGGUGUUGAAACUGAACAGGAACCGAAUCUCAGCCAUCCCACCCAAGAUGUUUAAAUUGCCUCAGUUGCAGCACCUUGAACUGAACCGAAACAAGAUUAAAAAUGUAGAUGGACUCACUUUCCAAGGGCUUGGUGCUCUGAAGUCUCUGAAAAUGCAAAGGAAUGGAGUAACAAAACUUAUGGAUGGAGCAUUUUGGGGGCUGAGCAACAUGGAAAUCUUGCAGCUGGACCAUAACAACCUAACCGAGAUUACCAAGGGCUGGCUUUAUGGCUUGCUGACGCUGCAGGAACUUCAUCUCCGCCAGAAUGCCAUCAACAGAAUCAGCCCUGAUGCCUGGGAGUUCUGCCAAAAACUCAGCGAGCUAGACCUAACUUUCAACCAUUUAUCAAGGUUAGAUGAUUCAAGCUUCCUCGGCCUAAGCUUACUAAACACACUGCACAUUGGGAACAACAGAGUCAACUAUAUUGCUGAUUGUGCCUUCCGGGGGCUUUCCAGUUUAAAGACUUUGGAUUUGAAGAACAAUGAAAUUUCAUGGACUAUUGAAGAUAUGAAUGGUGCUUUCUCUGGGCUUGAUAAGCUGAGACGGCUAACACUCCAAGGAAACCGGAUUCGCUCUAUUACCAAAAAGGCCUUCACUGGUUUGGAUGCAUUAGAACAUCUAGACCUGAGUGACAACGCAAUCAUGUCUUUACAAGGCAAUGCAUUUUCUCAAAUGAAGAAACUCCAACAAUUGCAUUUAAAUACAUCAAGUCUUUUGUGUGAUUGCCAACUAAAAUGGCUCCCACAAUGGGUGGCAGAGAACAACUUUCAGAGCUUUGUAAAUGCCAGUUGCGCCCAUCCUCAGCUACUAAAAGGAAGAAGUAUUUUUGCUGUUAGCCCAGAUGGCUUUGUGUGUGAUGAUUUUCCCAAACCCCAGAUCACGGUUCAGCCAGAAACACAGUCUGCAAUAAAAGGCUCCAAUUUGAGUUUUAUCUGCUCAGCUGCCAGCAGCAGUGAUUCCCCAAUGACUUUUGCAUGGAAAAAAGACAAUGAACUUCUACACGAUGCUGAAAUGGAAAAUUAUGCACACCUCCGGGCCCAGGGUGGCGAAGUGAUGGAGUAUACCACCAUUCUUAGGCUGCGCAAUGUGGAAUUUGCCAGCGAAGGGAAAUACCAGUGUGUCAUCUCUAAUCACUUUGGCUCAUCCUACUCAGUCAAAGCCAAGCUCACAGUAAAUAUGCUCCCCUCGUUCACCAAGACCCCCAUGGACCUCACCAUCCGUGCUGGAGCCAUGGCACGCUUGGAGUGUGCUGCCAUGGGACACCCAGCCCCACAGAUAGCCUGGCAGAAGGAUGGAGGCACAGACUUCCCAGCUGCAAGGGAGAGACGCAUGCACGUGAUGCCCGAGGAUGAUGUCUUCUUUAUUGUGGAUGUGAAGAUAGAGGACAUUGGGGUGUAUAGCUGCACAGCCCAGAAUACUGCAGGGAGCGUUUCUGCAAAUGCAACUUUGACUGUGCUAGAAACUCCAUCAUUUUUGCGGCCUCUGUUAGAUCGAACUGUAACCAAGGGAGAAACAGCUGUUCUGCAGUGCAUCGCUGGAGGUAGCCCUCCUCCCAGGCUGAACUGGACCAAAGAUGACAGCCCUUUGGUGGUAACCGAAAGGCACUUUUUUGCAGCAGGCAAUCAGCUGCUAAUUAUCGUGGACUCGGAUGUCAGUGAUGCCGGCAAGUACACAUGUGAAAUGUCCAAUACCCUCGGCACUGAGAGAGGCAAUGUGCGCCUCAGUGUGAUCCCUACUCCUACCUGCGACUCGCCUCAGAUGACCGCCCCAUCAUUAGAUGAUGAUGGAUGGGCCACAGUGGGUGUCGUGAUCAUAGCUGUGGUUUGCUGCGUGGUGGGCACGUCGCUCGUGUGGGUGGUCAUCAUAUACCAUACAAGGCGGAGGAAUGAAGAUUGCAGCAUUACCAACACAGAUGAGACCAACUUGCCAGCAGAUAUUCCUAGUUACUUGUCAUCUCAGGGAACAUUAGCUGACAGGCAGGAUGGUUACGUCUCCUCAGAAAGUGGAAGCCACCAUCAGUUUGUCACUUCUUCAGGAGGUGGGUUUUUCCUGCCACAGCACGACAGUACUGGGACCUGCCAUAUCGACAACAACAGUGAAACUGAUGUGGAAGCUGCCACAGAUCCAUUCCUCUGUCCUUUCUUGGGAUCCUCAGGCCCUGUAUAUUUGAAGGGGAAUGUGUAUACUUCAGAUUCCUUUGAAGCCUAUCAUACAGGUUACAGUCCUGACCCAAGGACAGCUUUAAUGGACCACUAUGAGCCCAAUUACAUAAAGAAAAAGGAGUGCCAUCCAUGUCCUCAUCCCUCAGAAGAAUCCUGUGAGAAGAACUUCAGUAACACAGCGUGGCCUUCACAUGUGAGGAAGCUAAUGAACUCCUCUUACUCGCAAAAUGAAGGAGCUGCAGUGAAAAGUUUAGGUCUGAACAAGUCCUCUUUAGACUGUAAUUCAAGUCCAGAACCAGUGUCAGUAACUUCCAGUAAUUCUUUCAUGGGCACAUUUGGAAAGCCCCUGAGGAGACCGCAGCUCGAAGCCUGCUCCAGCUACGGGCAGUCACCAGAUUGCCAGUCGAGAGCCUUGCACAUGAAAGCUCCUUCUGUCCCAGAUUUGGACUUAGAGUCAGAGGAAGAUGAGAAAGGAAGGACAGAUUUUCAGGAAGAUAAUUACACAUGCACCUAUAAACAGAACUUAGAAAACUACAGGACUCAAAAUUUUCAGUCUUACAACUUGGACACAUAGACUGAAUUGAGCACCAAAGAAAAGCUUAACAUACUACCUCAGUGGACUUCUAUUUAAAAGAGACAGAAUCCUAUGUUUUUAAAUGGAGUUAUGAAUUUUAAAAGGAUAAAUUGCCCUAUUUAUACAGAUAAACCAAAAUUACAAAAAGUUAUAAAAAAUUUUAUACUGGGAGUAACUUUCACAUAAAAAAUACCUUUAAAAGUAUUUUAUAACUUUGUUUUAUGCAAGAAAAAAGUAUCUUAUGUAAAUUAAUGGUAUAAAACCCAUGACUAUUUUAUGUAUUUUUAUAAUGCCAGAUUUCUUUUUAUUGAAAAUGAAUACUAAAGCCUUUUAAAUAAUACCUGUCUUGUACCUUUUUUGAAUAGAUGUCACUUCAUUUUAUUUUGUGCAUUACAAUUUAAUAAACCUGCCACUUUGA
Molecule: messenger RNA, 3994 nt
Organism: Castor canadensis (American beaver)
Lineage: Eukaryota; Metazoa; Chordata; Mammalia; Rodentia; Castoridae
Gene: Lrig3
Product: leucine rich repeats and immunoglobulin like domains 3
Molecular function (GO): protein binding
Source: RefSeq, a predicted model, not a curated record